Messenger RNA from Scylla paramamosain (green mud crab), 5747 nucleotides. RefSeq names its product serine/threonine-protein phosphatase 2A 55 kDa regulatory subunit B delta isoform-like (gene tws). Gene Ontology annotation, molecular function: protein binding; protein phosphatase regulator activity. Gene Ontology annotation, cellular component: protein phosphatase type 2A complex; cytosol. Lineage: Eukaryota; Metazoa; Arthropoda; Malacostraca; Decapoda; Portunidae. The record is from RefSeq and is a predicted model, not a curated record.
ACAGACUGACGAGAUCGGCGGCGCCCCUGGACUGAGGCAGACGGGCAGACAGUCGAUCAGUCAGUCAGGUGGCAGCGUGACGCCCAUCGUUCCAGGCCCCCUCUGCGCCCCUCCUUAUCAAGUAAUCCUGGAGGCCUGAGGGUGUCUUCCUACUCCUCCUCCUCCUCCUCCUCCUCCUCCUCCUCAGCGGCUCCCUCUCGUCUCUUCGUCUCCGCUAUCCCCGUCAUCCGUGAAAGUAACCUCCCGUUCCACUUAAAGAUAAUCUCAGCCGUGCAGCGCGAGCCGGCACUGCACAAGGCGUAAAGAAGCAGCUCAGCAACGCUCUGCAGUACGGACACUCAUACCUCAAAGGUGACGCUUGUGUGAAUGACCAGUGACCUUGAAGCGUCGCUGAAUACAUGAACUGUGAAGACGCUUGCCAUGAGGCAGCGUGACGGCGUUGUGUCGGUGACGAGGCCCGUGCGGGGAGGACAGGUGACACUGCGUGACCAGCCUCCCGCCCGACCACUUUAAGAGCACCACGGCAGCGCUCCCUGACCUCACUUGAGAAUGGAUAGUGGUGAAGAAGGUGACAUAGAGCAAGAUUCGUCCUUGGUCCGCGCCGCCACCCAGCCUCCUCCGUCACUGUAACCUCGGUGCCGCCUGACCCUGUCUCCCUGGCACAUCACACUCGCCCCCAGCCUGGCCGCCGGUGACAGGCCCGUCUCCAGCAGCACCAGCAGCAGCAGCAGCAGCACUCGGUGGCUGGUCAGCGUCAAGUAGCAAGAGUCAAGAGCAAGGCAGGACGCGUCGCUCAUCCCAUGUAUUACAGUGGUCGCUGAGACAUUGAGGACGCUCUUCUUAUAAUACGCGGACACUUCUCGGCAGCGUGUGCGCGGUGAAGUGUGGAGGGCAGCGUGCCGGCGGCGGCUGGUCCAGGCUGUGACGUGAAGGGGGGUGGGGGGCGCCGCGCUCCCACGCACAUGUAUUUUCGGCCGAGAUGCCUCAUCAAGCUGCAUAGACACCAAAAAGGCUCAUAUAUUUGAUAUAUAGCAAAUAUAGUAGAUAAAUAUAUUAAAAUAUAAGUAUAUAAAUAUAUAGAUAUAUUAUAUAUACAUAUAUAUAUAUAUAUAUGUAGAUAGAUUUCCAUAUCAAAUCUUAUUCCUAUUUUCAUAGCAAGAGUCCCGUGCGGGCGUCACCAAACACACAGUAAUCACAAGUGGUAGAGGCGACGCACGGCUAUAUUUUUGUCUGAGGCUCAGAUCCGCCACGGCACCCCUCAGGCACCUGUAGGCGACUCUGUUGGCUCCCCGUAGGCAGCGAUCACUGGGCUCCACGCGGUGCGCCCAGUGAGGCGCUCAGCCCUGGGCGAGGCGUGUUGAGAGGCGCUUCCCUCAUUACAAGACUCAUCACUUGUUCCAGAAAGUGAGUCAAGUCUUGACACAUCUUCGCCUCGCCACGCUGGAUCACAUCCUCCCCGGAGCCGCGGCACUCCACGGCACUCCUCGCGGCGCUGCCCCGCUCAUUCCAGCGCCGCGGUGACCCGCCCCACACAUCCCGCGAGUCAGCCAACCAGCACAGACGCAACUCUGGGAAUCACCAGCCUGAAAACAAACCAGUAAACACGUACCUAAAAUGAAGCUAGAAUAAAAGUACGGAGUGAAUGUGGUAGUGAGGUGACGGACACGCCGAGCUGUGAGGGAGUGGAAAGUGUGUAGCCUUGUGAGACUCCUGACUGUGAUAUUUGAAGUGUAAGGCAGCCAGCAGUGGCCGAGGCUGUGCAUCACCACACUGGUAACACGUAAGAUAGAGCUUAUCAUUUUGACUGUGAUUCGCGAGCCUUCCAUCAAAUUUGUAAAGAUAAUUGUUUUGUUCUCUAUAUUAUAUACAGUAUAAUGAUCGUGCCUGAUUUACUACGAAAAGACGAUCACUUAUAAGUAACAAUAUAUAAUAUAUCCGUAUUAUGAGGUCUCUCCUUAAAACGAGGGUUACCUUCGUUUUCUUUUAAGACCACAUUAGGCAGACCCAAGUAAUUUUGUUUCCCGAGUAGGCGAAGGAAUAUUCCUGAUAGCGUCGCUACAUCCUCAUUAUACUGAGUGUUCUUGGUGUCUUAGUAUAGUACACACUACUGUACGAACUGAAGAGGUGCCGUGCACGUGUGUGGCUGAGGACCGGCGCGCCGCCUCUCCGUGCUGGAAGAGCCUUGCCGGGCAUCUCCAGGAGCCACUGACUGAGUCCAUCACCGCGAGACGCGUGUCGCCGAACAGCCAAGAUCCCCGAGGCGCCGUGAGUGUCCACGCUGAGGCCACGCGGCGGCCGCCCUGAAAACUGGCAAGGUGGAAAACGGCAGAGUGGAAAGAGAGGUGGAGGGAGGAGGGAGGACACAGGAAGAAUCAAGCAAAGGAAAAAAGAGCGACCUGAAGAAGGAGGAGGGAGGAGGCGGGAAGGGGCGCGGGGUGAGGGGUCGGCGGGAGGAGCUGGUGUGGAUGUCGGGCAUGGUGGCGAGGGGCAUGAUUCGACAGUCGAGCCUCACCAGGCUGGGGCUGAUGAUCAACACCGCCGUCACCGGCGUCGUCACCACCACAACCAACAACAGAAAAGGCAAUGGAGACAUCCAAUGGUGCUUCUCUCAAGUCAAAGGCACGCUCGACGAUGACGUUAGUGAAGCUGACAUCAUCUCAUGUGUGGAGUUCAACCAUGAUGGGGACUUGCUGGCCACAGGGGACAAGGGCGGCCGGGUGGUCAUCUUCCAGCGGGACCCCUCAUCGAAAAACUGCCACCCUCGCCGGGGCGAGUACAAUGUCUACAGCACCUUCCAGAGUCAUGAGCCUGAGUUUGACUACCUUAAAUCUUUAGAAAUUGAAGAAAAAAUCAAUAAAAUAAGAUGGCUCAAGAGGAAAAACCCUGCACACUUCUUACUCUCUACUAAUGAUAAAACCAUAAAGCUAUGGAAAGUGUCAGAACGAGACAAACGAGCAGAAGGCUACAACCUGCGUGAUGAGUCCGGCCAGAUCAGGGACCCAACUUCACUUACUGCUUUACGGGUACCUGUAUUAAAACCAAUGGAAUUGAUGGUUGAAGCUUCCCCUAGGAGAAUUUUUGCAAAUGCACACACGUAUCACAUCAACUCUAUCUCAAUCAACUCAGACCAGGAGACUUACUUGUCUGCUGAUGACCUUCGUAUUAACCUGUGGCACAUGGAGGUCACUGAUCAGUCCUUUAAUAUAGUAGACAUCAAGCCCACUAACAUGGAGGAGCUGACGGAGGUGAUCACGGCAGCAGAGUUUCACCCACACGACUGCAACGUGUUCGUGUACUCUAGCAGUAAAGGAACCAUAAGGCUUUGUGACAUGCGACAAGCAGCCCUCUGUGAUAGUCAUUCUAAGUUGUUUGAGGAGCCCGAGGAUCCCACCAAUCGGAGUUUCUUCAGUGAAAUCAUCUCCUCCAUAAGUGAUGUCAAAUUUUCAAACAGUGGUCGCUACAUGAUAUCAAGAGACUAUCUCUCAGUUAAAGUGUGGGACUUGCACAUGGAAACUAAACCAAUUGAGACUUACCCGGUGCAUGAAUACCUGCGCCCCAAACUGUGCUCAUUGUAUGAGAAUGAUUGUAUUUUUGACAAGUUUGAAUGCUGCUGGAGUGGCAAUGACUCAGCAAUUAUGACUGGCUCAUACAACAACUUCUUCCGAAUGUUUGAUAGGACUUCAAAACGUGAUGUUACAUUAGAGGCUUCAAGGGAAACUGCCAAGCCCAGAUAUUUACUUAAACCUAGAAAGGUCUGCACAGCUGGUAAAAGAAAGAAAGAUGAAAUCAGUGUAGACUGCCUUGAUUUCAAUAAGAAGAUCCUUCACACGGCCUGGCACCCACAUGAAAAUAUUAUAGCUGUUGCUGCCACUAACAAUCUUUACAUAUUCCAAGAUAAAUUUUUAGCAGGUCCUCCUCUGACGACCUAGAGCUUAGGCCCUGCCAUAGAUGGAUGUUUGGGCAGUGAUGCCGGGUGUGUGGAGGGAAGGUCCUUAGUGGCCAGUGUUCCUUCUGUAUGACCUCACCCAAGUGUUGACAUCCACUGCUGGAAGCCAUCAACUCAUGCUGGCCACUCUUGGCAAUCCAUUUAUCAAGGUGUGGCUCUUGUCUUGGGUUGCUUCCAAGACAAUGGUGGUCCCAAAUGUGUGAACGAGUGGCAACCAAAAAGCCAAGGGCAGUAGUGCUGGAGUCCCCCAAUGAAUGUCCAGUGGCUGAGGCUUGGAUUACUUGUGAUUCUUGAAAAUCCGUGGGUGUCCCACCCUUGUGAUCAUUUAUCUGUGUUUCACCCUCAGAUCAUCUGUUGAGAAGUGCAAACAUUAGUUGCCUUCUCAAGGCUAUUAAAAAGAUAUAUGAGUUUAUGGCUGACUAGGUGAAUCCAGUUAUGAAUGAUUAGGAGUUUGCCCAUGUUAUUAUCAAUAGAUUAGUGGCUUGAAAUAAAAAAUAUUGACUGCAGAGCCCAAAUUACUUUCUCUGAUGACUGGCUUUCAGACAAAUCAUUGUGUCUUUUUUGCCAAAUUGAGCUGUGACAGGUGACUUGAAUUACAUAAGGGAAUAAGGUAUAUGACAUAGCUACUCCUGGGAUAGAACGGUUGAUUUUAUACAUGUGGGAAGAACAUGGUUGUAAAUCGUAUCCCUAACAUGUCCAGAGGAUUUAGUGUUGUCAUACCCCCAUGCGCCCAUCUACUGAGUAGUAUAUCUCACAGGAUUAAGUUAAUGUGCUCAUAGCUUCCACAAAAUCACUCCCAGCUGUCAGGAAAUGCAGCAUUAUUUUUAUUUAUUUAUUUAUUUUAUUUUAUUUUUUAUUUAUUUAUUUUUUUUUUUAGUUUUUUUAAGCUUUAGAUGGUGCAUUUUGUUAAUAUCUUCAACUCUCAUUUCAAAAGUGAGAAAUACUACAGCUGGAUGUUUUCCACAGUGGGCUCCUCUCCAUGAAGGGAAGUGUAGGUGCAGCUGCGCACACUUCUCACCCCUGCUUUCUCUCAUCAUUUUAAGAUGCUGCAAAAUUUGUCUUAAAAGAUGAUUAUUUCUAAUAUUUACUGUCAACUGCUGUAUACUUUUUUUUUAAUUAGUUCCAUGGAAUAAAUUAUAUUUCAGUAGGCAAGAUGUGUUUUUAUGCAAUCAGUACUCAGCCAUGUCCAUUGUAAUCAAAAUAAUUUUUCAUGGUUAUGGGAUAAUUUUGUAAUGCUAUCUGUACAUUUAUAUUCAAUUAAUCUGUGGUCAUGAGGAAGUAUUUUAAUUAAAUUUUGAGUAACAGUUAACUCGAUAUUUUUACUGAUGGCUUUUUUUUUUUAUUAUUAUUAUUAUUUAUUUUAUUUACUUUAUGUUUAUUUUUUAUUUAUUUAUUUUAUUUUUUUAUUUUAUUUUUGUGUGUGUGUGUGUGUAAAAUACAGUAACAACCUAAGAAACAGAAAAUGCUGAUUGGAAAGGCUGGACCAUAACUCAACCCCCAUUUAUGUAUUAUGCUCUCUUAACAUGUCAAAGUAACAUCCAUUGUAAUGAAACAUCAAAGUACUGAUGUGACAGUUUUGUCAUGAUGUGCUGUGCUGGGACUUUGGGACCCCAUCAGUAGCAGAAUAUUAAAACUUGUUUAUAUACUGCUUUCCUCCAUAAGGACCUGAUACAUACAACAUUUCAUUAUUGAAGAUAUAGGUUGAUUUAUAAUUUGAAAUUAUGUACAGGAUGUUAUGCUGGUGGGCAGAAAUGUACUUUUAUUUAUUUUGUUAAAAAUAAAACAGGUAGAACAGAGUUAA